AUGGUAUCGUGGGGAGACGGUGAGGAAUCGUCUGAGGACCACAGCAAUGCUACCAGCGAGGGCUUAAAGACCCUUUACGACUCGGAUUGGGAAGGGUUAGCUGAUGGAGCAACACCUCCAGGUUGUAAAUGUGGAGCCAUUGCCGCAAAGUUUGUAGGUUGGGAAGGAUAUGAGACAGGAAGGAAAUUUUUGGGAUGUGCAGGGCAGUUUGGGGAAAGAUGUGAUUAUGUUAAAUGGGUAGAUGGAGAUUGGCCAUCAUCACUGCAGAAAGCUAUUGGAAAAUUAUGGGAGAUGUAUGGAGAAGCCAAAGCAGGAAGAGUUAGUGAUGCUCUGUACUGUAUGGAGGAAAAGUUCAAGUUUAGGGAUGAAAUAACCAAGCUCCACCGUGAUCUGAAGAUUGUCCAAGAAGAAGUGAACAAGACUGUGAAUGAGAAGCAGAUCACACUUGCUCUGAAGGCAAAGGCUGAACAAGCACUCAUUGAUGCAAGGGCAGAACUGGAGGAGAAGAAAAAGCUGGAUGCUGCAGCUAGUAACAUGCAUAAGGUGUUGAGGAUCAAGGCAGAGAAGGACAGGGAUAAAAUCAAGGAAGAGAAAAGAAAAUUGGAGUUAAUGAUUGCAGAUUUGGUCAAGCAGAAAGAAGGUACCAGGGCAAAGCUGAGGAAGAUUAAAGAAUUAUGUGAUAGAGUAGUAUUUCCAUUAUAA
Aegilops tauschii subsp. strangulata is the source of this 702-nucleotide messenger RNA. RefSeq lists its product as uncharacterized. The record is from RefSeq and is a predicted model, not a curated record. NCBI's taxonomy places the organism in Eukaryota, Viridiplantae, Streptophyta, Magnoliopsida, Poales, Poaceae. Gene Ontology annotation, molecular function: zinc ion binding.